Corylus avellana is the source of this 1598-nucleotide messenger RNA. It is a transcript of the gene PEL1, whose product is annotated as Eukaryotic release factor 1 (eRF1) family protein. Gene Ontology annotation, cellular component: cytoplasm. Gene Ontology annotation, biological process: nonfunctional rRNA decay; ribosome disassembly; nuclear-transcribed mRNA catabolic process, no-go decay. The record is from RefSeq and is a predicted model, not a curated record. Lineage: Eukaryota; Viridiplantae; Streptophyta; Magnoliopsida; Fagales; Betulaceae.
UCAAAAUCAGCCGCAUCUCCUUUGAGAAUAAAAGAGACAUAAAAAUCUUAUUUCUAACUUACUCCAAAUUAUCAUCAACGCAAAACAAAAUUCCCUGCUUCCGCUACCGAAAUUAUCAUCAACGCAUAGAGAAGGGAGUUUUGGUGAAGAGCAUGAAGAUCGUUCGCAGAGACUAUGUUCCCGACGGCCCUGGUAGCGUUAAGAUGGUACCGGUGGAUUCGGAUGAUCUCUGGUAUGUUUAUAAUUUAAUAGCGCCUGGAGAUUCUGUUAUGGCCGUCACUGUGAGGAAAGUUCUUAGAGAAGCGGCUACUGGUGGAAGAGAUGCAGAACGUGUGAAACUGAAGUUGGAAAUACAAGUUGAGGAGAUUGCAGAUUAUGACACCUUAGGGUCUGUUUUGCGUAUACGUGGAAAGAACAUUCUAGAGAAUGAGCACGUAAAGUUAGGGGCAUUCCAUACUUUAGAGCUUGAACUGCAUCGACCUUUUGUGUUAAGAAAGGAUGUUUGGGACUCCUUGGCGUUAGAUGUACUUCAUCAGGCAUCUGAUCCUGCUGCAAGUGCUGACUUAGCUGUGAUUUUAAUGCAAGAAGGAUUAGCGCAUGUCUUGCUUGUUGGUAAAAGUGUGACAGUUACUCGUUCACGUAUAGAAACAUCAAUUCCUCGGAAGCAUGGACCUGCCAUUGCUGGUUAUGAGUCGGCUUUGAAUAAGUUCUUUGACAAUGUAUUACAGGCUUUCUUGAAACAUGUUGAUUUCAGUGUUGUCCGCUGUGCUGUGAUUGCAAGUCCAGGUUUCACAAAGGAUCAGUUUCAUCGUCACUUAUUGUUGGAAGCAGAAAGAAAACAGCUCAGGCCUAUUAUUGAGAAUAAGUCGCGCAUAGUUCUUGUGCAUACAACAUCAGGAUACAAGCAUAGUUUGAGAGAGGUUUUGGAUGCCCCAAAUGUCAUGAAUAUGAUAAAAGAUACUAAAGCGGCACAAGAGGUUCGAGCUCUCAAGGAUUUCUUCAAUAUGCUUUCAAAUGAUUCUGCACGUGCAUGCUAUGGGCCAAAGCACGUCGAGGUUGCCCAUGAACGAUUGGCUAUACAAACACUUCUUCUCACAGAUGGCCUCUUCAGGAAUUCUAAUACGGCCGAAAGGAAAAGAUAUGUUGAUCUAGUCAAGUCAGUGAAGGAUUCAGGGGGCACUGUACAUAUAUUUUCUUCUUUGCAUGUCUCAGGAGAACAACUGGCGAGUCUAACCGGCAUUGCAGCAAUCCUUCGGUUCCCGCUGCCCGACCUUGAAGACCUGGAGAUGUGAUUGGAAAGCCACAGCUUUCUCUUCUCAAAUGGUACCAAGAUGUUGUAUACUGCAAUUUUCUUUUACUUUAUUAUGUAAUAAAACUAUAUAGCAAAAGCUGCAAUAGACCUUCAAGGAUGUCUUUUGCGGGGUAGAUAGAUUGGUUAGUUAACAUAAUGAUAUAGGGAAUUGUAUCAUGUAGAUUGGGCAGCGAUCACUUGAUUUUGCUUGCAAUAUUUUAAGUUAAUAUUGUAUUUAUAGUGACACUGCCUGUCUUGUGUAUAACACAUUCAUUUUACUUGCAUUGAAAUAAAACAUACUUUUUAA